Molecule: messenger RNA, 399 nt
Organism: Fusarium poae
Lineage: Eukaryota; Fungi; Ascomycota; Sordariomycetes; Hypocreales; Nectriaceae
Exons: 1
Coding region: 1-399 (132 amino acids)
Source: RefSeq, a predicted model, not a curated record
AUGUCUCAAGCAGAACUUCACGAUGAAGGUGCUACUACUGCACCAUCUACAAGUAGCGAUUUGCUUUCUGUAAUUGGUGAACUAGUCAGCCUAUGUAUCCGCUUAUCUGCAAACGUAACUUCACUGGCCAAGACAUCCGCCGAUGCUUCUCGCAACCUAGUGAGUCCGAUGAAGACAAUGAGUCUGCUUUACAACAAUUUGACGCGAUUUCUCGAGCUCAAAUCUGGCCGGCCAUUCGCAAGGAUGCUAAUCUUUCGAAGGCUUGAGCCGUUAUUGGCAUGCCUUAGCCCCCCAACAACCAGUUUGGGGCUCCCUCGGUAUGGCCUCUUUGUACUUUUCCUGACAUGGUGGAUUUGGCGACAUAGUAUCACGUGGAUGCUUGCCCGAGCCGUAAUGUGA